UUUACAUAUUGUGAUCCAGUAAUUUAGUAUGUGCGAAAGAAAUUCGUUUCUAAAGUAACUAGUAGAAUGUUUAGAGAUAGCUAUGACAAUUGUGUGCCAUCAACAGUGAACUGGUCGGAUAGACAGCUUUUCUAUAAUUCUCCUGUCAUUGCUUUGAACUUAUAACUUUAUAAUAUCUUGUAUAUGCUCCAGAUGGUUUAAAGUUACACAGAUUUUAUCGUUACUUAUUUUAACAAUAGAUGGAAAACGUACAUAGAAAUAGAACCGCUACUAUUCAGUUAUAGUUCUCUUCAUUAUGGUCAUUACAUUAAAUUUUGUUCGUAGUGUCCAUUUGUUAGACCAUUAAUGCUUAAGUCCUUCUGUAAUAAAAGUGUAAUAGUAACUAAAUCUGCAAGGCAACUUGAACGCAAGAAAAAAGGUGCGAAGUGUGUAAAGGACGCUUUACUCCAAGGUUAGUUUAUGUACAGAAAAAAGAGGGUAUGUCGUAUUACAGCCGACCUUGGGCUUGUGGAAGCCACUGGAACCAUCCUAAAUAUAGUAGCGACAGGUAAAUAUCCAAUCAGAAAUAUGGCACAUGACUCUUCGCCUCCUAGAUGUUUCUGAGAGGCUCCUAUUCAACUCUGAUUGGAUAAAAUGUUUCCUAGCGUCUUAUGGCUCCCUGUAAACUUUUCGGAAGAAUACAUUGGAACACCUCAGCACCAAUGGUACUACUUGGUUGCUUAAACUUAAGUAGUCGUAGGAGGAGAGAGCGGGAGAUCGAAAGCUGUUGUAAAAUAAGCCAUCGCUAUUAUUUUUGUCUGAGGAUCUUAAGUCCAAAAAUGUAGGUUAUACACGAUCAUUAGGCUCAAUUUCAUUGUGUUGUCAGAGGUAGCAAACAGUUGAUCGUAAAGACAAUCAUUAAUGACAAUUAAUUAGGCUGGAGAAAAUUAAGUACGGAUCACCAGUUACUAUUAAUGAUUCAUUUGAAGAUUCUCGAUGCAAACAUCCUCAAAUCAUAUAUAUAAGCGUAGUUUAAUCCUUUUUUCAAUCUAAUUCUUGAAAAAGCUUGCCCUCUAAGAAUUCGUCCCACUCGACUUUGUGCCACGCUGUUAUGCAUAAUGGCUGAUUAUGCAACUAUCCUGUUAUCCAAACUCCAAAUUAGUGGAAUCCAUGGUUCAAAUGAUAUAUUAGCACAGUAAACACUAUUUUAAGAUUAUGAUACAAUAUGUUGCAUAUUUCGACUAACAUAAACGUUUUUUCUAACUUUCCAGGUAAACGGCGUUUCAGUGUUCGAUUAUGGAAAACGUUCACUGAUUGUUUUAACUGUUUACCAAUCGCUGCAAUUGUAGAUUCAAAAAUAUUUUGUUGCCAUGGUGGUAGGUUCUUUUUUGUAAAUUGUUUAGAUUGGAUCUAAAAUUUUAUAUUAUGGCGUACAUUGUCCGAGUCUGACAGUGAUACCCAAUCAUCCUAUACGUGAACCAAACCAGCUAAUUGGGCGAAAAGACUGAGAAUAGGGAAAAAGUUCAACGGAAUAAACUGAAUCGGCAUAUAUGUUGUGAAUUUGGUCAACCAUUUCUAUCGACUGUGCAACAAAAUAACUGAAUAUAAGGUAAAUAAGGGAAUUAGAUGAGAGCAAGGGUCAUUGUCAGAAAACACACUCACUGGUCUGGCAAACCUGGACUGCCAAAUAAACGAAACAGCAGCUAUAAAAUUAGGGGUCUACUUCAAGAUCUUGUGGAUGACCUUGCAAGCCGUAAAAUAAUAAUCAUUGAUAUCAUCAUCCAGUGUAAGUUGGGUAAUCAUUCACAAGCUGGAAACACUGAUUGCUCGUUUCCCUAAUACGGGACUCCUCUGCAGUGUGCAUUCACGAAACUACCACCGAGAACCGAACCCAGGACCUUCGGUCCUUCUCUCAACCGCUUAACCUCUAGACCAUUUAACUAGGGUCGGGUAGUAUGGUAUUUCACUUAUAGUUAAAUUUUAUAUAUUGAGUAUUAUUAAGGCUUUCAAUUAACUCAUUUAGCAAACAGUAUCAUUCAGUCAGUGACAGUACGUUGAUAUCUUUGCUUUAUUAUUAUUAUUGUUAUCGUUAUGUUUACGCGGUCAUGUAUGCUUGAUCACAUGUUACAGCCUACACACAUAUUCAUCCAUCUUACCAGCUUGAAUGUUAGCUGAUCAAAUCACUCGUGUCUCAUUCGCUUGCUGAUAGAUAUGUGGCCCUUAAGUUGCACUCAUUCGUUCGUCCGCAUUAAUUCACGUUAACAUUUCUGUUCGUAUUGGUUUUGUGUGUUUGUAGCUUUGUGAUGUGUGCUUUGCAAGAAUUAUUUAUUUGAACACACAAACAUUGGUACAAAGGAGCACCGAAUACAUAUGCGCCACACAAGUCACUUGGUUUGUAUGUGGGCUGCAAUACUGCCCGGGUGCCCAGACCGAAGCAGGUGGUUUUCUUAGGGAGCUACACCCGGAGCCUUCGACUUAAAGGUCUGAUCCACAAGGCAGUGGAGCAACGUCAGGUGAUUCAGUUCCAUGGUAGCCGGUAACCAAUAAUUGGUUCGUAUGCCAUACGUUUCCUCAGGAUCCUGGAGCCCAUGUGUACCAUUGGUUUGGAAUCAGGAAUUUCCAACUCCCCUAGGUGAACCCUCCGUGUCCAUCGACCUGGCUAAAGCGCCGGACAUUCGCUUUCCGUCCUCUCAAUUUCGUAAACCACAUCCCUGCCGCGAGAAGGCAGUUAGUAGUGGGUGCUGUGCAAGAAUAAACGUGUUCAUGGCUCUGUGUUGUCUUGUUAAAUUUUUUAGACCUUUAGGAGUUAUCUACUGAGGGUUAUCAAGACGAGUGAUAUACGAGGCAUAAGAAUUAUCUCGAAGAAAUUCGACUACUAUGGUGUGCAUGCGUACUGCUGAGAUUUCCCCUAUCAGUACGAAACGACCCCUCAGUACUUUCGGGUUUUCAGUGGUUACUUAAGUUUGAUCGGUUUGUGAUAUCGAUAGAGUUUGACAAUCUCCAUAACUCUAUUGAUAAUUAAAAAUUAUGCUGGAUGUAGUGAUAAUUUUUAAGUUAGAUUAAGUAAGAACUCAGAGUACUUCCUUUCAGAAUUUUACCAUAAGUAUUCGUUGACCAAAUAUAACUUAAGUGUUUCUCAGCGUCUAUGAAAAUUUACAAAGGUAUUCAUAGACGACUGGUUGUCCUCUAUAUCGAAAUUCUCAGACACUUGAGAUAUUGUUUUAUUAACCCGAUAAGUUCACCUUUUUAAAUAUUAUCUAUUCUUUUUAUAGUUUAUUCAAUUCGUUAGUUUGUUUUUUAUCUAACUGAUUCUGUUUAGUUAAUACGUUAUAUAUAUAUUUCUUCAUCUUUGUCUCCCUUACAUCACACUGCAUGGUGUCAGGAUUAUCUCCAGAUUUGCAAAAUAUGGAUCAAAUACGACGUAUCAUGAGACCGUCAGAUAUUCCUGAUACAGGACUUUUAUGCGAUAUUUUAUGGUCAGAUCCUGAUAAAGAUGUUAAUGGUUGGGCUGAAAAUGAUCGUGGUGUGAGUUUCACAUUCGGUCCAGAUGUAGUUACUAAGUUUCUCAACCGACAUGAUAUGGAUUUAAUUUGUCGAGCGCAUCAAGUAGUUGAAGAUGGUUUUGAAUUUUUCUGUCGUCGUCAGUUAGUAACCUUAUUUUCUGCACCAAAUUAUUGCGGUGAAUUUGAUAAUGCCGGUGGUAUGAUGUCUGUAGAUGAGAAUUUAACAUGUUCAUUUCAGGACAUAGUCAAUUUGUGUGUGGAUUUUUGUUCCAACAUAGAUUACUAAUCUUAAAGGUUUGUAGAAAAUCUUUCAUCUUAUUCCUUACGUGGCACUAAUAUGUGCAUACUUUAUAUAUAUCACACUAAUUUUGCAUUCAGUCAUCUGAUUGUAGUGCAGUGCCUCUGGUGUAUACAUACGCGCUUAUGUGUGCUAUUGAUCUCUGUUUAGCAAAACAAUAAUCGUUUGUUUAAUAUUUUGUUGUUUUUUUUUCAAAUGGGCAAGAUGAUGAUAAAUAUAUUUGUUUGCUGCAAUUAGUAUUACAAGUGGAUGUUUCGUUCGUGGACACGUGUUAUAUAUAGUGCCUUAUUGAUUAUUCACAUUAUGAUAAUAUAAACUUAUAAUAAUAAUAUAUGUUAACUUAUCCUGUGGACUUUCUCAAUCCAUAAUGAAUAAGAUGUAUCUCUAUGUACUUAUACUUUAAUGUUACUUAUCAAGAGAAUACUGAUCUUGUCCAAAUUCAGCUUAAACCCCAUAUUAUAAAGAUAGUAGCAUUAGUAGAUAUUCGGAUAGCAACAUCGUUUGGUUUUUUAUCUACGUGUUAUCAAUUAAAGUUUGUAUGAGCUGCUGCAAAAAUUGCUUUGGUAAGUGUGGUAGUGCCCUUCACGUUGACUACUUAGGUGGUUAAACAAAAAAAACUUGACUUUAAACCAAUUAAUUGAAGGUUCAAAUGUUAAAGCCCUACCACUCUUUUUUGGUUUGGACACAAAAUCAUAUCGUAAGUUAUUAUUUUCUGAAAUUAACCUCUCAAAGUCGAGUUUAUAAAUCUGUAAGUUGUUGAAUAAAUUGUAUACUGAAUUUAGUCACCAAAAGUUUAUAUUCAUACACUGACCAGUAAGUUAUCGAACUUACUACCUAAUUAACAUUUAAAAAAUAAAAUGGUUUCGAAAUUUUCAUAUAAAAGAUAAUUUGUAGAAAUUAUAAUAUUUCAUUAAGUUUUAUCGAUUAGAAAAUUAAGAUAAGAUGUCCUGGUCGGAUUUCGUAUAGUGUAGGUUCUGGUAACUGUAUGAUGUGCUAUCUCAAUUAUACAGGUGUAGUUAAGAAAAUCUGUAACACUUCACCGAUAUUAGCCUCGAUAGUUUAAUUACUGAUGAGAUCUCUUCAGUGAUCAUAGGGACUCGUUUUGUCCUGUCCAACCUAUGUGUGUAUAAGUUAGUCACUGAGGCUGUGAAAUCCACCUAUUGAAACAUGAUCAUCGCAUCACCCGUAAAUCGCCAAAUAUCCCGUUAUAAAAUUCUGAAGUAACAAUUAAUUAUAAUCAAGUGUUAUAUCUCUAACUUGAAGUCUUGAUAUGCCAUGUACAACCUAAUCACUCGAACGCUUGGACCCUACGAGUGUCAAGUUAGAAGACAAAAGAUGAGUGGAAAGAAAUCUUAUUCCAACCAGUGUCAAAUAUGGUGCAAAACACUCGGGUAUCUAUAGUUUUUAGUGAAGGCGAAACCAUCAUUACAGUCACCCAACCCUCAAGUAGUGGUUUGUAGCAUGUAUCCAGUCUGGAGGCUACACGUCGAAAUUCUUGAAUGUCCUUCCAAACGAUGAUUGGAUGGAAUGCCUUCGGUUAUUCCAGAACUUUCUUGAGUUCACUGGGAGCCUUCCCCACAUAAAGCUUGAUCAACCAGUCCGUGACUUUAUCAUUCCAUGUACGACUGACUUUAGAUAUAUGAAGAAAGUUGGCCUUUCUAGGAUAGCUUCGUUAACAUGAGAUAAAUAUUAGUUAUUGUAUUAUUCAAUAUGAAGUGAUAUGAAACUUACCACAGUAAUGUUAAUUGAUUAUUUAUUAUGUAGUUAUUUCUGACCUUAAGGCUACAAAUAAUAUUCUGAUUAACAGUUAUUUUCUUUUAUAUUCUAGAAAUCGAGUUUUCAUUAUAUAUAUAUAUAUAUAUUAAAAACCAAGAGACACAACCUUGCUUGAGUUCGAAACUGGGAACUUCGAUUCUUUCUGAUGAGGCUUUACAUUUGGACCACUGAACCGGUAUCCACUGAUUAACAUUCCUAACUCCAGUUGAUUCAUGAUAUUAGUAGGCAACUACUUCGCACUUGAUAUGGCUGAACACUAGUCACAGCUCAUCACUAGUACUCCGGGAAAUACAUCUCGGGAUUAGUCAGUGGUCAGUUCAUUAUUAUUAGCAGCAGUAAAGAGGGUAAACAAUCGGAUGCUAACUUUGUGAUCUGAAGGUAACUACUGAGAUUGAUCCUUAAUUAGGUCGUGGUUGCACACUGCUAAGUAGUCUCGUCCUAGUACUAGGCUAGCAGGAAAUAAAUGUUCAGUACUCACCGGUUUUAACGGCUGUCUAAUUAAGCUUCACCUUUAGUGUAAAGCAUAAUGUAUAUUAUUAUCGUUUCGAUGGGACUGACUGAUUAGUUUACUAUUCUCUGUUUUUCUUUUGCUUGCCUUAUGGCUAUCUAUUUACUUUAGAUACUUAAACCAUCUGAAAAGAAGGCUAAAUAUCAAUAUCAAGGUGUAAACACUGCUGGCAAUCAAGCCAGAUUGCCUGCUCGUAUACCAUGAUCACUAUGUUCGUUGUCAAUAAUAAUACAUGCUUCCAUAAAUGCUUAUCAUAGUAUGUGCGUAGCAUAGAACUGUCUGGAGGAAAGAACGAUAAAUAACAAACUUACUAACAAAUGGUAUUUCAUCAUAUUUCAAUACAAUUUCAAACUUUUAUGCUUAUAUAUAUAUAUAACUAUUGUUCCUUAAUUUUCUUUUACACAAAUAAUGCACACAAUAUUUUCAUUGAUAAAUUAAAAUUAACUCAAGCACAUGUAUUUACUAUUUGGUUGCUUAUUACGUUUACUGUUUGUGUAUAGACGGCACAGGCACAUAUUACUUACAACGAGUUUAAACACUACUUCAAUUAUAUGCACAAAUCUUCUGAGAAUAAAAAGAUUAUGGUUACAAAUAUUUACUCAAUACCUGAUGAGGUUUCUGUUUUUUGAGAUAUUUUCUUGUCCAUAUUAAUGAAUGCGUCCACUGCUCAAAUAACAACUACUCUCCUCAUGUGUUUUGUGUGUGGGUGUAUCAUAUGCUUCUUCAUUGUUUUAUUAUAAUUAACGCAUUCAGCGAGACGAUACAACAAUUGGGAACUGUAUUUUGUCUAUAAAAUAGUUUCUACUUGUCUUUCGAUCAGUUUUGUCCUGGUUGACAUAUUUUCACUAUAAACACACAUGUCGUAAACUAAACUACUUGUAAAGAAAUGUAACCUUUCGAUUCCUCCUAGGUCGUUUUUUUCUUUCGUGUAUGAUAAACAACACGAUACUUAUUAACUGAUGAUAAUAAAAAUUUUUGUUUACAUUUCUCCGUACAUACACCUACCCACUCCUGCCGCAAUCACAUUUGAUAUACGGGAUACUAUACUGCAUACCCUUAGUUCUGUGCUUUGUACUGCAUCUUACCAAAUGAUGAUAAUGAUAUGAGUCAAUAGUUGAACAAAUAACAAGAUAAAUAUCCAAAACGUUACAUAGGUUUUAAUUUUACCGUCAUUUUGAAGUACCUGUUCAUUCACAAUAUGCUGUGCUAUAUUUCAUAAUUUUUGAAAAUCAGUUUCUGUGGCUUAGCAUUUCCCUCCCACCUCCACACACACUUGUCGUUAGUUUCUAACUCCUACAAUUUUUCCUUUACCACUAAUACUACUGCUACUGCCGAACAUGCACAUAUGAAAACCAGUUUUUAGUGUUUUGAACGUAUUAAUCUACGUCUCUUAUUUUUUUCUUUUCAGUUUUUAUUCGUUUCUAUUAUAUCUUCUUAAGAAAUCAUUGGAACUUUGUUAUCCAUUUAAGCAUACUCUCUCUACUAUGAAUGCCUUUUUCCUAUGUCUAGCCUCCUCCACAUCAACUAACUUACUAGUAACUGCUGUUUUAAAUCAAGUAUAGUCGUAGCAGGUAUAAUAAAAAGAGUAGCGGUAAGUAACACACAAAAUGAAGUGAUGUGAUCUCAUUCAUAUUGACCAAAAUAACCAGUUCUUAUGUCUUGAACCGGUACUGAAUUAUUAGUAUUAUGUGAUCAAUAAUACACUUGCUAGACUUAUUCGCAUCAGUGCAAAUGAAAAUGUAUGUAUAAUUUACUUUGUUAUCCUACUAUAACAACCUUAAUAAUCCCUUCGGACGUCAUACUUAAUGAUAAACAAAAACGUACACUUUAAUACAUUUCUCACACCACUUGUUUGUUAAUAAAUCUUGUCUGUAACGCAUUCUCAUUUGUUAAUUUAGUUGGUGAUAUUCGUUUUUCUCCGGGAUAUUUUUUUCUAAUAGUUACUCUCCUACCUUUCUUUGUUCGAACUGUAUGUAUAUUUGUUUUAUUGUCCGUUGUCAGAUUACUUCAAUUUCUUCCUUUUUCUCUGUGUCACUUUCUUGUUUCUGAAGUUUAUCAGUGAAAAAGCAAAACUUAUGACGGCCACUGUCACUAAUAAUACUUAAGUAACCUUAUUUCUGACCAUUUACAAACUAUGUAUAUGUACAUGAAUAGUUCCUUUUUAUUCCUUUGGUUAGUUGCGUUUUUUUGUUCGUUUGUUUGUUUACUAGUUAGUUCUUUGAUAGUAAUUAUAAAUAUUAUCCGUUGUUUUCUUUCUGUAAUUGAUUUUUGUUCAACAGUUUCUACUGACUUACAGUCUACACCCUAGUUAAACAACUGUUGGAAACCAACAGAUGCUGUACACUGGUUUCGUCUUUGUAUCGAACUUCUCAACAAUGCGCACUCACAAAGCCUUCGGGAGUUGAACCCAGGAUAUUUAAUCCUCGUGUGAAGGACUUAACGUUAAGACCAGUGAGUCGGCAUUCAAUGUUUUAGGUUUCUAACUGCAAUCAACUCACAAUAUUGUGUAAUUGUUCUCCGUUGUCAUCGAUGGGUAACUGACGUGCUUCAACUCUACUGGUCACGUUUUUUCAUUAGAACGUUGGGACUUACUUCUUGAAAUUACCACUAAGCUGUAUAACUAUUAUUAGUGUAGAAGAUCUAUGGAGACUAUUGGUCAUCAUGGUUUACAUCAUGAAGUGAUCUUAGUUAGAUAUCCAUUGAAAACCAUGAAGUACUGAAUAAUCGUUUUAUCUUACUGUGCGACUUUCCAACUCUGGAUAUCCCACAGAGUUUCGAGUCCAGGACCAUCAGUCCUUGUGGUAACUAGUUAAUGUUUAAACCACUACUGUGUGAAUUUUUGUUGUAGCUUACCUUAUAUAUGAACAGAUAACAUAGUGAAUUGUGCUGUUCACAGGACAACUGUAGAAAUGAUUUGAACAAAAUGGUGGUAGUAAACUUAUAACUUCACUCCACGCAGUAUUUUUUUGGUUACGCAUUUGAUUAGUUUUCUUAUCAGGCUUCGUCCAAUGUUCGACUCGAAUACACUGAUUUGUCCUUUGUUAGGAUGUCCAACUAAUAUAUAAAUUGUCAAAUAUUGUAAAUUAAGCAUCUUAUUAUUUUAUAUUACUGUCCAAGUUUUACUUUGUAUAUCAGUUGCCUCAAAAUUGUUUCGGCUAAAUCUGAGUUACUCAUACUCAAUCAGUCAUAUGCUCAUUAUAAUCCUGUGAUAAUCUGAAUUAUAACGUAAAUAUUUCAUUGUUGGGAUAUAACCAACGUUCCUAAUUAAUAAAAAUAAUCAUUUUAAUUGGUGUUAACAUACAUUGUAUGGUUUUAGAAGCCACCAAACGAGUUAAUUUAAAAUAUAUUUCAACUACCGUAAUCGAUAGUGUGGUCACUAAUUAAAUCGUAACACACUGUCCAAACAAUUGUUAUUAAGUUUGUUACCCAGAAAAUGAACGCGUCGAUAUUUUACUAUUGGUGUCAAUAGUUGGAUCAUUCGAUAAAAUAUUUUGGGUAACAGAAAAAGUGGGGAUUAAACAUCUUACAUUUAGCCAUCUCUCAGUCAAUAGAACAAUAGAGGAUUUUGAUUGUUUUCUUGUAAUCUAGAACUGAUAAUUUUAUUUGUCCCUAUACUAUGUAAUACAUCCUUGGUAAUUCCUAACACAAUGUGACUUUGAUGAUAGAUGGUCGACUUUCAUCAUGAAACUCGAAUGCAGAUUUAAUACUUGUGGAAAAGACUUACCCAGUAUCCUACGGUGAAUCAAUCUUACCACCAUGCUAUUUGUAUUGCUGGCUCAGUGUUAAGAACAUUUAGUGAAUCGAAGAAGGUUAUAUCCUGCAUUUGGAUAUAUGGAGCGAAGCAAACGUCGACUCAGAAUCUCAGCUAAAGAAACCUGUUGUUUGAUUUAAAAUAGGACUCAAACAUAAGGCUCUCAAGUGUAGUUUGGAUAGCUGUCUCAGUGGACAAAGUGAUAUUUCUUGAUCCAGAAUCGUGAACACUGAUGGUACGUGUGGAAGACAGAUGGAAAGAAUUCAUAGUGGAAGUGGAGUGGGUAUUGGUUAUCUGUAAGGGAUACCUUACUAUCAAUACCCCCCAAAUACAAUAGUGUAGUGAACGAAGAUUGUGUUGACAACCAGCUUAUGAUUCAGUUCAAAAUCGCAAUGUGUUCAUAGAAUAAUAAAACCAAACAUUAAAUACAUUAUUUGCACGCCUUCCUUCAGUUGUCUUUUAUGUGCUCCAUGAUUCUUUCAACUCUGUUGUUAUUACAAUUGCUCACUGUACAUCCCUGUUCUCUUCAAUUCAAUCUUCUGCUGCCAGAUAUUCCACUUCUAAUUAGUGUUACAUACUACUUAUGUCUGUCAACAUAAGUAGCAUGCACCGCAAUAAUAGUAUAAUCACCCUUGGAUCUAGGUUUCGCUGAUUCUGGUGUUAUUUCUAUCCAAACGAUCAUCCUGUCAAGUUAAAACGUCAAAUAACAAGUAUUCCAGACAGUGUAGCUCAAUUAAGUCAUCGCCACAACUAAUUCGGAUUACCAUGUAAAGAUUAUCAAUAACAAUGAUUGACUGGAUCGAUUCUUGAUUACGAUGGUUUUUAUAUAGACGAGUUUGAUUUUUCUAUUCAUAUUAAAUUUAAAAGUUCUUCACGCUAUUAUGUGCGUUAUGAUCGAACUACCUGAUCAAAUUGCAAUAAUCUAGUGGAUGGAUACAGUUGACAAACUUCUCCAGCUUUGUUAUUUAUUGGCUGUUGAUUUCGUUUCAUAUAACUAUUGUAUUCCAGUGAUAGUAAGAAAUGAUUCAUACUAUUUAUAUUUGUAAUUUGAUACUCUCAUGAUAUUUUCACUAUAGAAAUAUUUCGAGUUGAUUAGUCGAGUUAAUUUAUCACUUGACUUUGGUUAUGAGAUACAGUGUUAUUGCUUAUGGUCAUUUUAUAGGUUAGUAGUUCUUUUCAACAUCUUUAUAUUGCUAUUUGUUUUUAAGGUAGGAUUUAUCGAUUGAUUUUAUUGAUAACUCUAAAAAAGAGCAUGUAUCACGAGUCAUAUAAAAUUCGUUUUUGAAGACUAAACAAAUGAGAGAAGAGAAAAUAGUGGUGUGAAUGGUUUGAAUAAACUCAGCUCCUUUUAUGAUGUUGUAAACAGUUGAUUUGAUUGAGUUAAUUGACAGUAGUUAGCAAAACCUCUACUUUGCUAAAAAAAGGAUACUCUCGUUGAAUCAUUCCGAAUGUCUCACUAACCAGUUUUCUAGAUGUGAUAAGUGAUUUUCUCAGUUAUUGAUCAUCAACUUGGAGCGUGAUGCAAAUAUGCUUCUGUCCAGCACUCAUCAACAGCGUGAGAAGCACAAGAUCAAGAAAACAAUGAGAAUCUGAAUAUGAGUAUUGUGUUUCUAAAGGAGCAUAUGAAAGGGAAGAAUGAGGAGUGAAGAACAAUAUUGAGCAGGUAAGUUUUAGGAAAACAGAGAAUACAGAAUGCAAAUAAACCAGUUUUCCUUAUUUUAUGUAAUAUCAUUCAACCUGUUCAGCCGUGGCUCCUAACCAGAACGUCUUUAUCUGUCGAUAUUUAUAGUGAGUGCUGUGCAAGAAUAAACCUUGUUCAUUGGCUUUGUAUUUUCUUGUUAAAUUUAUAGACCUUUGGGAUUUAUCUACUGAGGGUUAUCAAGACGAGUGAUAUACGAAGCAUAAGGAUUAUCUCGAAGAUAUUGCACUACAAUACAUUUUUCAAGAGUUCAAUUUCUGUCGACUGGUAGGCAGAUGAUUGAUAGCAAGUCCAUUUAAUAAAUGGUAUACACCAGCCAAUUCAGUUACACUUAAAAUAAAUUGAACUAUUCCGACUAAAAAUUUAUUUAGCUCUACUAGUUAGAGCCGGAUGCUCAAAGGAUUAAACCAUAAUAAAUAAAAUCCAAAGUAUCUCUGUAUGUCAUUCAUAUCGAAUUUCUUCUUCAAACUAAUCAGAACAUAUAAUCGUUCGUUUUUCGAACCCCAUACAUAAAUCAGGAUAUAUGGUUACUGUUCAAAAUGAGGAUGACUACUUAAUUUAAUACCAAGAUUAUGAAACUGAUAGGCUGGGUCAAUCUGAUGUAGGCCAAGACAUAAAUGAAUGCUAUUGGUCAAGAUUAAGCUUCAUUUCGUAGGAAAGACACCAAUGGUUGGUAAUAUGCUUGUAUUAUCUAGCCGAAAAUGGUGUGUUUGCGGAUGAGUAUAUGUAUUCUUGAUUCGGUUUUAGUCAUCUCGGUUUUCUCACGCAAGUAGCUAUCAUGGUUUGCUUGUAGGAAGCUUGUAUUUUAGACUCGGACACUGAACAACAUAACUGAAACAUCACCAAUAACACAAAUAAUGUUACUUUUUAUAGAAAAGUAAAUAUCUAUAUCCCACAAUAUUAUAUUCUCACUAGACAAGUCUUCAGUAAUCAUAUAAAUAUGAAUAGGAUAAUCUGUCUUAAACAAACAUGAAUUUAUAGCUUCAUGCUAUCGCUUCGACUCUAGAGAUUUCCAAGACUACAUACGGCACAUAUGAAUGUUCGUUCAUGUCUUCGUCACUUAUCUAUUAUCCGAUGAAACAUUACCUAAAUCAAACAUUCUCUUGAUAAAUGAAGGUUUUAGUUUUUACAUAAUAUAUUUAAUCAUUUAAUUAGUGUUUCUUUAGGUUGCAUGCGUCAAAUAAUGAUCUCAGUUAAAGCACCACUUUGGCAGUUGUUUCACUGUAGGAUGGGAUGCUUUAGUAGUGCACAUCAACGACCUGUUGAAACAUCGAGUGCAAGACAUCUAGGCCUCUCAAUGAGCGCUUAACCAUCAAAACCAUUGUACAAUUAUCCAAUGAUACAAUUCUAGAUUCAAUCAAUUUGAUAUUUAGCGUGACGAUUGUCCGACGUCAUUGGUAAAAGUUAUUUCACUUAAUACACAUUUAAACUCUCCUAAUCACGACUUCCUAAUUGAACUUCGUGAAUAUCAUGAAGUAAACCAUUAGUGUUUAUACCCUACAAAACAAGUAAAUAAAGUUUUCUACCUUCGUUUUAACGGGUAAAAAUCGAGAUUAUUUACUACUCAAUCGUCUUUUUUAAUCCUCUUACUUAAAUGUUCAUUUUUCCAUGUUGUUAUUUCUAAUAGAAUAUGCUUUUCUGAAUUAUACAAAUGUAUUUUAUUAUUCUUUUUAUUUAUAAAAGUAGACAAUCACUAUUACUA
Schistosoma haematobium is the source of this 13216-nucleotide messenger RNA. Its product is annotated as GTP-binding nuclear protein gsp1/Ran, variant 2. NCBI's taxonomy places the organism in Eukaryota, Metazoa, Platyhelminthes, Trematoda, Strigeidida, Schistosomatidae. The record is from RefSeq and is a predicted model, not a curated record. Gene Ontology annotation, molecular function: protein serine/threonine phosphatase activity. Bases 3352 to 3768 code for a protein of 138 amino acids. Gene Ontology annotation, cellular component: cytoplasm; nucleus. The transcript is spliced from 4 exons.